Meloidogyne enterolobii is the source of this 321-nucleotide messenger RNA. The record is from the annotation of a GenBank genome assembly. Lineage: Eukaryota; Metazoa; Nematoda; Chromadorea; Rhabditida; Meloidogynidae.
AUGGGAUUUUAUGGUAUGUAUUAUUUAAUAUAUUCAUUUAUCAAAAAUUUAUUGAAAAAUAAUUUUAAAGAUUGUAUUGUACCUUCAGUAAUUGUUAAAAAUAUGUUACAAAAUGCUGGAUGGACUUCCCCAUAUACUCCUUACCAACCAGAAAUAGCACAGGGACGCUUAGAAAGUCUUUUAAAUUUCCAGACUAUGAUAUCUGAUUUAACUGGUUUACCCUUUGCAAAUGCUUCAUUGUUAGAUGAAAGUACUGCUUGUGCCGAGGCUAUUGCCUUAGCUGUUCGUGUAACUAAAAAAAGAAGUUUGUUUUUAGUUUAA